CAAAGCAUAGUACUACUUUUGCGCCCGGACGCUUUCAGCUUCACAUCAUCGCGCGAGGUCUUAGGUAUUAGGCAAGGUGGCUAGGACAACGGGAGAAUGACCAGAUCCAGAUCCAUUCAUCUACAUCUACCUCCAUCAAAAAAAGGAUUCAUCAACAUCACAUUACUCCUUCAUCUUUCAUCGUGAUCCCUCAGAUCAACCAACCGUCUCCGCGAUAGGCUAGUUGCGUAUGAUCUGUGAAGUGACUUAACCUAUAUUUUGAAUUCCGGGGUAGGGGUGAGAGCUUAGCAUUCUCGCCGGGAUCAUUCCGGUUUAAUUUAUCAUGUCUGGACGUAGCACUCGUGCGAGAAGUCGUGCUACCGGCACAAGUAGCACCCCUAACACUGCGCGCCAAAAGUUCUAUUCUGAACCGCCACCAGCAGAUCUUCCUAGUCUAUAUCCAGUUCAUGAUGGAUCGUAUGGCGUCAAUACGCAUAUAAACCUCGACUCUGCGAAGAGGGGUCGAGGUAGAAAGGCCAAACCUGGAUUCGUUAAUGAGGAUGAGGAAGAUAAGCGCUUUACCAGACGAAUGAAUAGUAAAGACGGUAAGCGUUUUACUAUGGAGAAUGAUCUCAAAAGAAUUGUCGGGGAGACCGUCGAGGAAGCCGAAAAAGACAACGGAGUCGACGAGGGAACGAAUAUUGAAGAACCGGAGCUGAGGUCAAGUAUGGCUCUUGUGGAUGAUUCCUAUCAACCGAAUACUCAACCGAGCGUCCAGCAGUCUGCUCGAUAUGAAUCCCAGACCCAGCCCCAACUUCCGAACGAAGGAGAUGGCAAUCAUCAAGGCGAAAUUGGAAACCAAUACAACAAAUACCAAUACGAUCCAAAGCACGGGUGGAAACCACGCACCCAACGUGUCGACGACUACAAGGGUCCUGGUGUUACUAAGCUGGGCCGGAUGUUCACGGCCAAGGGGAAAGACAAGCAGAAACCACCGUAUGCUCCUAUUCAGUAUAGAUCCCCUGAUCCUGAAAUUCUUAUCCACAAUGCACAUACAUCGGCGCCGUCUCCAUCUGAAGGCUCUUUCUACGGAGUUCCAACAGGGCGAGGUGCCCCCUUUCCCUCUACAUCAUUUGUUGCUCCUGCACGCGCUCCUAUACGUCUUGACUCGUCAAGGAGCUUCACUACCGAGAAUGUAUUGUAUAGUGACGCAACGCUCACGACACCCUUAAGCAGAGUCGACCAGGCACCUGCGCCUGGACUUUCGGUAAACGAAACUAAGCCUAUUUCUCGCGAGGGCGACAACUCUACGGCCCAGAAUACGGGGUACACAGAGAUUCCGAAUGGGAACAAUCUCACGACCUUCGUCUCUCCUCCCGCUAACAACAAUGAGCCUACAUCCUUAGGGCCUGAAGAAACUCCUAACGAGCCAGGUUUGACCCCAGCUCAAUGGCAGAGGGUGGAAAGUCUCAUCCGAGACAUGCGAACGUCGCCACGGCACCCACAUUUCGACGCGGCUUCCGCUCCUGCUUACACAUUAGACCAUCUGACGCCGCGAGAAAUCCGGGCGAUAAGGGCCUUAAUACAGGACAUGGGUAACGAUCAGGCGACGACGGCAAAAAUCAUGGCCGAGUUUGACAGAGUUACUAAGCGCGCCGAGCAUGAUCAGCAAGCAAAAGCGUCGAGGAAAGAUUACGUUGCCAAAUAUAACCAUUCAGUCAACUCCAACGUUAGAAACAAUAUCCACGAUGAACCUGCCGUUAAUAGUAUUCCCGACGGAAAUUCCUCCAAUGCGGCUGAUAACAACACAGUCACAAACACUGACAUAAAUACUAAUAGUGGUCAAAUUUCCGAGGAGAGUUCUCGUCCGGUCCAGGAGAUGGAAGACCUGAAUCCUCUCGGUAACGAGUCCAAUAAUGCUGGUGAAUAUGAAGAUGUAGCCGAGGACGGACGUGUUAAUGACGGGGAUAAUCAAUUUUUUACCAACGAUGCCGUGGAUGAUUCAUCCAGCGACUCAGGCUCGGAUUUUUUUCCUCCUAUCAAAUCAGAUUUAAAUCGACCUAGAAGGCGUCGUACAGAACGAAAUUACGCUCGGAAGCGUCGCUCAUUGUUUAACUGGACGGCACUUGGAGGCCCGAAUGCCUGGGUGAGCACGGUCUUCGUAUUUCUAACCAUUUUAUUCUGGGCCUGGCUUCUAUUAACUCUUAUUGGCGGAGCCUCUACAUCAUCACGAGAUGAUGUCUUUUCUGACACCGGCGCACGAUGGCCUAGUUGGGAUAGUAUGAAGAAUAACCUUGGUAAGAUUAUACCUUCAAGGAUCAGUGGGGGUGGAAAUAAUAUUGAUAUCGAGUCGGGGGAUACGCAAACAAAACUCGUCAAUAACCUCACACCAAAAAUCCCUGAUCAAGUUUUCGUCGAGAAGGACGGAAAGGGCAAGUUUAAGAUAUCACAAGAUUUCUGGCACGCUCUACGAGACUUGAUUAGGGAAGAUGAUAUCAUUCUGACUUUAGAAAAUGUCAAAAAGGCGGCCCCGGAAAUCUCGAACGCGCACUGGCUCGCGAUAAAAUCACGUUUAAGCAAGGACGGGUUCGGGUUACAAACUGGGUCAAACACUUCCUCGGGAGAGCAUGCAGCACCAGUUGAUAAAGCAUCGUUCCUGCGGUCCUGGGACCACUGGGUGAGUCAAAAUCGGGAAGAAUUGAAGAGAAUGGUGGGUGGGGUUGCCGUCUCUAGGGAAGAGUUCAUAAAACUAUUCCGAGGCGAAAUUAAAUCUUACCAGCAAGAAAUCCGCAAGGAGCUCGUAGCUCAGGAUGCUCGGAUCAAAGAGCUCGUGGAUACCGUGACCAAGCUCCGUAAUUCUGCUAAGAAUACACAUGGAGGUUUGACCGAAAAGGAAGUCAAAACCAUCUGCGAUGGGGCAAUACGGAAAGCUAUCGAGAACGCUAAACUCGACGCCCUGGCCAGCGGCCGUAUACGCGGCCACGCGAAUGAUAUGCUCAUAAACCAGGUCAACUUCUUCGGCAUGGGCUCCGGCGCAGUCAUCGAUCCGAAUUCUAGCUCGUCACCCUGGGAACCCCCCAGCGACUACUCGUCAAGAACUAAGAAGUGGUACAAACGUGACGGCUACAUGCCCCAGCCCCUAUCGUCUGCCGUAACCUCCUGGAGCGAAGAAGGCGAAUGCUUCUGCGCCGGGAAGACCGUCAGGGGGGUACCGCAAAUCGCCAACGCGAUUGGGGUUAUGACAAGCCGCACCAUCAUCCCACAGCACCUAGUUGUAGAGCAUAUCCUGCCCGGCUCAACACUAGACCCGGGCGCGAUGCCCAAGGAUAUCGAGGUGUGGGCGUAUAUCGAAGAGGUGACGCUGCGUGACGAGGUACGCGCCUUCUCGGCGAGUCAAAUGCCCAUCCCACUCGCAACCGAGGCUACCACGGGACCGGAGGGUUUUGUCAAGAUUGGCCACUUCACGUACGAACACAGGGACUACGGCGAUGGCGUUCAGAUCUUUAAGAUGAGCAGCGAGCUUACGCGCAUGCGUGCCGCUACCAGCCACAUCAUCAUCAAGGCGGUAACGAACUACGGCGCGGACCAUACGUGCUUCUACCGCCUCAGACUAUAUGGCGAGGUCGUAAAAGCGACGUGGGGGGUGGGCCGUCAAGAAUAAGGCGUUCGAUACGUGCCUAGGUACUUAAUUUGGAGUCAUCCCGUGGGGAAAGGAGGCAGCAACAGCAACACAAUCACGAGAUGAGAUCGCAUAGGCGAAACUGAACAAGGCGGACACGCCGUCACAAUAGACGGGUUAAGUUAGUUCAUCUAACCAACGACCCAACAAGAA
Messenger RNA from Daldinia loculata, 3811 nucleotides. RefSeq lists its product as uncharacterized. The coding region runs from base 323 to 3640 and encodes 1105 amino acids. The transcript is spliced from 2 exons. NCBI's taxonomy places the organism in Eukaryota, Fungi, Ascomycota, Sordariomycetes, Xylariales, Hypoxylaceae. The record is from RefSeq and is a predicted model, not a curated record.